AUGGCAGCAGCAGCCGGCGGCAACGACAAGCAGCGCCGCCGCCUGGACAUGACGAGGGAAUGGACCAAAUGGGACGUCUUCGCGGUGGUGAACUGCUUGCCGCCGCAUUUGCUGACGUUAGUGGCGCCGUUUUACUUCAGCUGGGGUGCGUUUUGGUUUGCGAUUGUGCUCGCCAACACCACGGGGCUGCUGGGCAUCAACCUCUCUUACCACAGGCAUCUCUGCCACAAGAGUUUCAAGAUCCCCAAGUGGCUCGAGUAUUUCUUCGCUUAUUUAGGCCUCCACGCCCUCCAGGGGGAUCCGGGUUAUUGGGUUAGCACCCACAGAUUUCAUCAUCAACACAGUGACACAGAUCGAGAUCCACAUAGCCCUGCCGAAGGGUUUUGGUUCAGUCACUUGGGAUGGAUCUUCAACUCAACCUCCAUUAAAGGAAAGUGUGGAAGACGACAAAAUGUUGGUGAUUUGGAUAAUCAGGCCUUUUAUAGGUGGCUUCAUAAAACUUACUUUCUCCAUCCCAUAUCCCUUGGUGUUCUCCUCUACAAAUAUGGUGGACUUCCCUACCUGUUUUGGGGAAUGGGAUUUCGUGUUGUUCUUUGUCAUCACUUGACGUGGCUAGUGAACUCAGCUGCCCAUACUUGGGGAACCCAAGCUUGGAACACCAACGACUUGUCCAGAAACAAUUGGUGGGUGGCGAUGAUGACGUUUGGAGAGGGUUGGCACAACAAUCACCACGCUUUCAAUAGCUCGGCAAGGCAUGGACUCGAAUGGUGGCAGAUUGACGUGACUUGGUAUGUGGUGAAGUUCCUUCAAGUGGUGGGCUUGGCUUCUGAUGUCAAGAUCCCAACUCGGCUCCAAAUGGAAAAGAUGGCUAUCAAAAAUCGUUAA
Messenger RNA from Linum trigynum, 885 nucleotides. The record is from the annotation of a GenBank genome assembly. Lineage: Eukaryota; Viridiplantae; Streptophyta; Magnoliopsida; Malpighiales; Linaceae.